This is a messenger RNA of Polistes canadensis, 3427 nucleotides long. It is a transcript of the gene Start1, whose product is annotated as MLN64 N-terminal domain homolog. The transcript is spliced from 11 exons. The record is from RefSeq and is a predicted model, not a curated record. NCBI's taxonomy places the organism in Eukaryota, Metazoa, Arthropoda, Insecta, Hymenoptera, Vespidae. Gene Ontology annotation, molecular function: lipid binding. The coding region runs from base 613 to 2055 and encodes 480 amino acids.
UAUAUUAUGAUAUAUAUUUAAAUAUACAGGGUGUUAAAAAAAACCCAUUCAAUAUUUAUGUGGUAUGUAGGAUACACUGAAUUGAGUAAAAAAUCUUUAGUAAACAUAGAUCGAAAGGUCAACCGUUUUUAAGAUAUAAACAUUUCUUAGAUAUAGACAUAAUCUUAUUCUAUAUACUAUAUAAAUAUUGAAUGGUUUUUUUGAACACUCUGUAUAUUAAACAGAAAUAUAAUAUAUUUAAAAGAGAAAAGAAUUCGGUCAUAAUCGUUUACCCUCGGAGAAGUUCGGUCUACGUCUAGCGACACCUAGCGAAAAUCAGUCGAAGUAUUUUUCCUUAUACGAAGGGAUAUUUAGUUAACAUUAAAUCGUGGGUGUAAGAUGCGCUUGUGUGUUUACUUUGGUGAACCCUAUUAAUGCUUGAAAAGUGAGUCUAUGAAAAGUGUUAACAUCAACGAGAUCGACAAAUUCGGAUCGAUCUUCGAAGAAAGGAACGUUUUAGAAUGUGCGGGCACGAAGCUUGCUACAAUAAAUUAUCUCGACCGGAUAUAUGAGGGUCCGGUGUGAAACUAAAAGGUUUCCGUCGUUGCGUUUUUCCAAAAAAAUUAUUUCAGGAUGGAAGAAGAUGAUGUACAAAAUAUAAGAACUGCGGUGGAGAACAUCCUAAGCGGUUCAAUUAAUUCUCAAAGAAGUUCUUACACGCAACAAAGUUUUACGAGAACGUCAGAUAUUGUCCUCAGCGAAGAUCUAAUAGCUGGUGCUAGGGAAGGCGGCAGGAUGUCUAAUGUCCGCCGUUUUUUUUGUUUAUUCAUAACAUUUGAUCUUCUUUUGACCGUGCUUAUGUGGCUUAUUUGUAGUAUGAUAGCUGGUGAAAAUUUGGAAACAGCAUUUUUCAACCAGGUUGUACAUUAUCACAUAAAAACGUCCCUUUUCGACAUUGUGAUGGCAGCCAUAUGCAGGUUCACGGUGUUGUUGCUCUUUUAUGCAUUGCUCUAUUUAAAUCAUUGGAUCUUCGUAGCCUUAACGACUGCCUCUACGUGUGCCUUUUUACUCGCCAAAGUAUUUCUUUUCGAUUGGUUAGCAUGCAACCAGCCAGUCUUUCAAGUUCUACUGAUACUCACGUCUUUCAUUCUUUCUUGGGCAGAAGCUUGGUACUUCGAUUUCCGCGUGAUACCUCAAGAAACACAUGUUAUAAAUUGGAUACGAAACAUGUCAAACGCGGAAAGAGCACCUCUCAUUCAAGCUACCACCGCGAAUCCACAUCAAUACAGUUCAAUCGAGCCGCCACGUAACUUUUAUACACCAAUGGAUUCUCCAGCUCACUCGGAUAACGAAGAUGAACUUGUUAGGAGACAGGAUACUGCAAAUGAAAUCUUUAUUCAUAAGCCAAUAUCAAAAUUAACAGCUGAUAAGAUUGAAGAAUAUAAAAUGACGGCUAAAAAGUUAUUAAAAGAUAGUCAUGACUUAUUAACGUCCAAAGAGUGGAAAAUAGAAACUACAAUGUCGUGCGGUGAUAUAAUUUCGUAUAUGCAAACCAAGCGACCAGAAGGAAAAAUAAUGAAAAUUACAGGUAUAGUGGAUGCACCAGCCAGUAUGCUCGUCAAUUGGUUGUUCGACGGUGUCGAAGCAUCACCAACAUGGAAUAAACUUGUAACCGAGUCGAGGAAAUUGCAGCACAUCGACGAGAACACAGAUAUAAUUUAUCAAGCUACGGGUUCGCAGGGUGGUGGACUGAUUGGUGCACGAGAUUUUAUUAUUUUAAGACACCGUAAUAAGUUUGGUAAUUAUUACAUAAGUAGCGGUAUGUCAGUGACCUUAAAAUCAUUUCCAAGUCGAAAAAACGUUGUCAGGGGUGAAAAUGGUGUAAGUUGUUGGGCUGCCGAGAAAUUAGCAGACGGUGAUAGUAGCAAGUGCCGUUUCACAUGGAUCCUCAAUACCAAUUUAAAGGGUUGGAUACCUCAAAAAGUUGUGGAUAAAUCAUUAUCCAUAGCCUUAGUAGAAUUUAUGUCAUAUUUGAGAAAGAAUUUGGACGAAUCUCGAAGACACGCUGCUACCUAAAAUGUCACCAAAAAGUUUCUAUAUGUCUAAUUUGAAGAAGAGUUUAUCAUGACAGUUACGUUAUAUGAACGAACAAAUUAUUGAUUAUUCACACUAUUAUACAUAAACACAAGAGCACAUAUAUAUGUACAGUAUGCGAAUUUCGAGAAAAUCAACAUUUUUUUUUUCUUGAAGUAAAUACAAAAGACGACGCUUUGCAUUUUAUUUGAAAUAAAAAAAGGAGGAAGAAAAUAAUAAAAACAGAAAAGAAAAAGAAAUUUUUGUUGACAAAUGUGAGCAAGUUGAAAAAGAUAAUGUGGGUGACGAGAGGGGAGGAGGGAGAAGUUUUGAUUAACAUGGUGCCGAAGUGUUCUCUAUUAUGAAAAAAACAAUUUCUUUUCUAAUAAGAUUUAUUCUCGUUUAUAAUUUGUUGCUUCAUCGGUAUAACCACGUUCAAUUGAUAAAUUUUAAGAUACGCAUUAGAAAGAUGAUAAAUAUUAUUAAUAAGAUAUAAAAAUAAUUUAUCUUUAAAGAGACGUUCGUGAUAUUCUUAAUAAUGUAAAUAUACUGACAUUUUUAUGUACAAUCUAGUUUUUGCUACCUUUGUUCAUCUUUUAUUUUUAUUAUUAUUAUUUUUUAUAUAAUAAUAAUUCAUACAGGCAUAUGUAAACUUUAGUUAAUAAUGCUUAUCGAUGAUUUAUUUACUUUACGUUAAAAAAUAGGAUAAGCUGCAAGAUUAAAAAAACCAAACACAUUAUUAUUAUUAUUAUUAAUUUUAAGUUUAUUUUAUAAACGUUGUAUUCUUGCAUUCCCAAAGUGAAAAAAUAAAAAAAAACGAAGUUCCUGAUGGGUGCGAUGAAUGAAAGUAACAGUGCGAUUAAAGAAUCUUUAGAAACAUUCGUUUUUUCACAGUGUACAUAAACAAUGUAUAUAAUUGAUCUUAUAUAUAUUUACAUACAUACAUGCAUACAUAUAUGCAUACAUACAUACCUGCAUACAUAUAUACAUACAUACAUACGUACAUACAUACAUACGUAAAUACAUAUAUACAUGCACGAACGUUUGAAUGAAUGCAUUAAAUGUAAUUUAACCGUGUGGUCAUUUUUAUUUGAGCGCUCGUCUCAAAUUUUUAAAUGUAAAUUGUUUUACAAACUCUUAAUCGAUUUCUUUGUAAUUAAAAUUUUUGUCUAUUUAUCCGAACUCUAUUAUUAGAGAAAUCUCUCCAAAAAAAAGAAAAAAGGGAGAUACUCUUUAGAGAGAACAAAAUUAAAUUGAAUUGAAUUUGAUUGAACAUAAAUUACUGACAAUAAGUCAAACAAAGAAUUCAUUUAUUAAUUUUCUCUUUGAUGAUGAUGAUUGCUAGUAUUAUUUUUAUUUUAACAGGAUUAAUUGU